AUGGAUGUUGAAUACCAUAAGUAUCUUCCCUCGUAUCGCUCACUUUUGACUCCAAACGCUCAAUAUGAUUACAAGACCCACCAGGUGGUGCAGCUCAGCCAGCUGGACUUGAAGAACAUCAUCUCACGCUUCCAGCUGAAACAGAGCUCGUCUCUGACUAUCAAAAUGAAGUACAAGUCACUCCUCAGCGAUGUUUCUCGCAAGGCGCUGAUUCUCUCCAUGAAGAUGCAAUCAAGCUUACAGAAUCACUCUAUGUCUCAAGCACAGAACACGUUGAAGGCAACUCAGGCAUUGUGGAACCGCUGCAAGCACUUUUCGCAACUCCCGACGGAGAUCCAGAUCCAUAUAUUCACAUUCGUGGAUGAUCACGAGGCCUACCGCAACUGCCUCUUGACCAGUAAGCGGUUCUACCAGCUCAGCAAGCCGUUUUUGUAUCGCUCCAUCCGCUUUACAUCAACUUAUCGCUUUGCUCAGUUCAUUACUUGUAUCCGGAUCAAUUCCGCUCUCGGCUGCUAUGUAUAUGAAGUUGAUUUAUCACAGCUCAAACCUGGAAACUGGGAGUUGGAGAUGAAUGCGGAAGAGGGAAACGAUGCCAUGGAAUCCGACGAUUUAUUUGAGAAUCCGGCCUCUAUUUUGGCAGGUUGGCGUGACUGGAAAUUCAAGAACAACCCAUUGUAUGCGUUGCAUCCAGCCGCUGCAAUUCCCUUGACCAAGGCAAUUUCCAACAGUUCGCUCAACUCGAACCACGCACCAAAAACUGCCAAGCUUACAAGGUACUUCAAGAAACGAAGAAGAUCCUCGGGAUCUGUCUCGUAUGCUCAGGUAAACCACCACACGAAUCAUCCAACGAACCACAACACUCAUGCCAAUACAAAUGCAAUCCACAACAGUUCAGCAAUUAGCAAUAACUGGCAUACUCACGCCAAUGCGCCACAUCCUAAUAUCAAUAAGUUUCUCAUGAAUUAUUCUAGCUCCAAGGAUGUGCCCGUUGGCUACGUGCUUCACUUGAUCAAUUUGUGUCCAAAUCUCGAGCGCUUGAACUUUGGAAAUCUCUCCUUGUCUUCCGAUUAUAGAAUCGUUCAACCCAUGGCCCACAAGUACCAGUCGUAUGACGUGAUGAACAAUUACCAUAAGGACUUGUUCAAGGUGAUUGAUUCCAUCUCCCCAAAAUCAAUGGAUUCAUCGCUUCCACCAUUCAACGAGGAGUUUCUGUCUUGGUCCAAGGACAACCGAUUUGAGUCGUCUGCGUCGUCGGUUUUUUCAAUCAACACAUUCUCCAAACCUAUCAGAAAGUACAAUAGUUUGCUCCCACCAUUACCCAAAUCCGUGGUGGAUUUCCUGUACUUGUCCAAGGGUGACGGCAGAGUCUAUUUGAGUGAUUUAAACUUGAAAUCCAUCACCAACAUGCAUUUGGAGGUGGUUAACGAGUCUGAAGUCUUCCAGUGUCUCAGCUUGCGCUCUGAGAGGUUGCAAAACGUCAAUUUGUCCUCCAUGAUUUCCAUCAACAUGAAGAUGGUGCGUGAAUUUUUGGUUAAGAUGCUCAUGGCAGACUUAGAGCACAAGAAUAUUGAUGGAAGGGAAUUGUUACUUUUCUGUGGAAAGUACUUCGAGGUUGGCGAACCCAUCUCCAACAAGGAAGAUUCCCGCAAAGUCGCCUUGGGAGCUCGCCGGUCGGGGCUCAAGGUUCUUGAUCUUACGGAUUCGGGUAUGUACAAAAACUUACAGUGGGCGCAGAAGAUCGACACCGAUACUUACGAGGGUCAGAAGCUAAUUCACAGAAUCAUCAACGAAGAGUUGAUCAGCAGCUUCGAGGAGUACGUGAUCCGCGAGCGAAUUCGCCGUGGCCGUAUCGGGGAGAAUUAUUUCUCGUAA
Molecule: messenger RNA, 1872 nt
Organism: Sungouiella intermedia
Lineage: Eukaryota; Fungi; Ascomycota; Pichiomycetes; Serinales; Metschnikowiaceae
Source: the annotation of a GenBank genome assembly